This is a messenger RNA of Pogoniulus pusillus (Red-fronted tinkerbird), 2065 nucleotides long. It is a transcript of the gene GCNT4, whose product is annotated as glucosaminyl (N-acetyl) transferase 4. Gene Ontology annotation, molecular function: acetylglucosaminyltransferase activity. The record is from RefSeq and is a predicted model, not a curated record. Gene Ontology annotation, cellular component: membrane. NCBI's taxonomy places the organism in Eukaryota, Metazoa, Chordata, Aves, Piciformes, Lybiidae.
GAGAGAUGCUUUCCGCUCUGGCGUAGACUUCCACGAUUUCUCGCUGAACGAACCAGUGCCUCAGCCGUGCAGGCCCUCGGAAACCAGAGCCUAGCAGCUCAGCCUGACUUUAAAAGACAUGCCUGAAGUAGUAUGAAGCUGCAGGGCUUCAGUGUACGGGCAGGUUAAUUUCACUGACUAGCAGAGGCUUAAAGCCAGACUGCAGCGUUUUCGUUCACAACAGCAGCCCCCGUCGGCUGCUCCGCUCGCCCCGCGGCCGCUGCAAACCAUCGCUUCUCGGGUGCCUCUGUUUCCCCGUAGGCAGCCGAGCGGAGCCGGCCGCUGCCGCCGCUUCGAGGGUAAGGGCGCAGAGCCCAGGCUGCCGCAGCCGCCCGGAGGCCCAUCUUCGAGGGCGGAUGCGCAUCGGCCGCUCCCGCAGCCGGGUCAGCGGAAUCGGGGCCCGGAUCAGCAGCUCCGCUUUGUCGUCCUCCGACCGGGCUCCUUCCCGGCCACAACGUUCGCAAUGCCACAGCAUCGACCCGCGCUCCCCUCUCCGCAGCCCCGCCUCCUCGGGGCAGCUCCGCGCCGCAUCUGCAAGAGAGGCAGCGGGAAGGCGAUGCCCAGAAUGAAGAGAAGCAAGUGUCUCCACAAUUGUCCCUCACGAAGGAAGUUCCUGAUCCUGUGUGUUGCUGGGUGGCUGAUUGCACUGCUGAAGCUCCUCCAUGUUGAAAGACACCUUUUUCCCCCUAAGGAUAUUUAUUUGGUUGAGCACUUCCUGAGCACUUCGUCUUACGUUAAAAACAGCUAUUUGUUCCAUAGAAAUAAGUUCCAGUAUGAAAUUAACUGUUCGUCUAUAUAUGAAGGAGAUCCCCAUGAGAUUGGCAGGAGUUUAGAGGUAAGAAGGAAGGAGAUAAUUGAUUUAACUGAUGAAGAUGUUGUAGCAAUGACGAGUGCUUGUGACGUGUAUCGCUCCCUUAGGAAAUACCACCUCAAACCUGUUUCUCCAGAGGAGGAAAGUUUUCCCAUCGCCUAUUCUUUGGUUGUUCACAAAGAUGCGAUAAUGGUUGAAAGGCUCAUACAUUCACUGUACAGCCCUCAAAAUAUCUACUGCAUCCACUAUGACCAAAAAGCAGCCAAAAAUUUCAAGUCUGCCAUGAACAAUCUGGCUGAAUGUUUCCCCAAUGUUUUCAUUGCAUCGAAACUGGAGACAGUGGACUAUGCCCAUAUUUCACGGCUGCAAGCAGAUUUAAAUUGUUUGUCUGAUUUGGUGAACUCUUCUGUUCCUUGGAAGUAUGUUAUCAACUUGUGUGGCCAAGAUUUCCCUCUGAGGUCGAAUUUUGAGCUGGUUGCUGAACUGAGGAAACUUCGUGGAGGAAACAUGUUGGAAACUGUAAAGCCAAGCAGCAGCAAAAGGGAACGAUUUACUUAUCACCAUGAACUGAGGGAAGUGCCUUACGAAUACAUGCGGAUGCCUGUAAAAACCAGCCUUCCCAAGUACCCACCACCUCAUAAUAUACAGGUAUUUGUAGGCAGUGCCUAUUUUGUUUUAAGCCGAGCAUUUGUUCAAUAUACCCUUGAAAGUACUCUUGCAAUGGAUUUUCUUGAGUGGUCAAGGGAUACGUAUUCUCCAGAUGAACAUUUCUGGGCCACUCUUGUACGUGUUCCUGGGGUCCCUGGGGAAGUCCCAAGGUCAGCCCAGAACAUAACAGACCUACAAAGCAAAACUCGUCUGGUGAAAUGGAAUUAUCUUGAAGGUCAUUUGUAUCCUCCUUGCACUGGCACACACCUUCGCAGUGUCUGCAUCUAUGGGGCUGCAGAAUUAAGGUGGCUUCUCAAUUAUGGGCACUGGUUUGCCAACAAGUUUGACUCCAAAGUAGAUCCUGUCCUGGUAAAAUGCUUGGCAGAAAAACUUGCAGAACGACAGAAAGAGUAUAAAACAAACAUUUCUGUAUCUGCUACCUAGGAGACUGAAGUGCCCAGCUCACAGACAGAACCAAGGGAUCAGCAUAACACCAAAUGAGCCGUGUGGCUUUCUUCGAUGUCCCAAACUUCCUGACUUUGGGAGCUAACAAAGAUCUUUGCAAUG